Molecule: messenger RNA, 1914 nt
Organism: Vidua chalybeata
Lineage: Eukaryota; Metazoa; Chordata; Aves; Passeriformes; Viduidae
Gene: ASB8
Product: ankyrin repeat and SOCS box containing 8
Exons: 3
Coding region: 233-1153 (306 amino acids)
Biological process (GO): intracellular signal transduction
Molecular function (GO): protein binding
Source: RefSeq, a predicted model, not a curated record
UCACUUCUGGUUAGCGGCAUUUCCGCGUCCUGCUGGGCCGGCCGUCGCCGCUGAUCCCGGAGCGCUCCGGGAGCGGCUCGGGCCCCCCGGAACCGCCCCGCGACCGCUCCGGAGCCACUCCGGAUUCCUCCGGAACAGCCGCGGCUCCACCUCCGGACUCUCCUGCGGCUCGGCCCGGCCCGGCCCGGGCCGCUCCCUUCCCGCCCCGGGUCCGGUGCGGGGCCGGCCGGGGAUGCCGCGGCGCGGCCCGCGCCAUGUGGUACAUCAUGCAGAGCAUUCAGAGCAAGUACUCGCUGUCCGAGCGCCUUAUCCGCACCAUCGCCGCCAUCCGCUCCUUCCCUCGGGACAACGUGGAGGAUCUCAUCGGGAUGGAAAGGGGGGAGUUCCUGACCGGGGGGGUUCCUGUGCUCCCCAGGGCGCCGAUGUGAACUGCCUGCACGGCACCCUCAAACCCCUGCACUGUGCCUGCAUGGUGGCUGAUGCCGACUGCGUGGAGCUGCUGCUGCAAAAAGGAGCUGAGGUGAACGCCCUGGACGGCUACAACCGGACAGCCCUUCACUACGCAGCAGAAAAAGAUGAAACCUGCGUGGAGAUUUUAUUGGAGUACGGAGCCAACCCCAACGCCCUGGACGGCAACAAGGACACGCCGCUGCACUGGGCGGCCUUCAAGAACAACGCCGAGUGCGUGCGGGCCCUGCUGGCCAACGGCGCCCUGGUCAACGCCUUGGACUACAACAACGACACCCCCCUGAGCUGGGCGGCCAUGAAGGGCAACCUGGAGAGCGUCAGCGUCCUGCUGGACUUCGGCGCCGAGGUGCGCGUGGUCAACCUGAAGGGCCAGAGCCCCAUCUCGCGCCUGGUGGCGCUGCUGGUGCGGGGCCUGGGCACGGAGCGGGAGGAUUCCUGCCUGGAUCUGCUGCACAGAGCCACGGGACACUUUGAGCUGCGCAAGAACGGGAGCCUGCCCUGGGAGGUGGCCCGGGACCCGCAGCUGUGCCAGCGGCUGACGCUGCUGUGCUCGGCGCCGGGCACGCUGCAGGCGCUGUCGCGCUACGCCGUGCGCCGCUCGCUCGGCCUGCGCUUCCUGCCCCAGGCCGUGCAGCAGCUGCCGCUGCCUGCCUGCCUCAAGGACUACCUGCUGCUGCUCACCUGAGGGAGGGGCACCUGCCCUUCCCCUGCAUCCUGCCUCAAGGACUACCUGCUGCUGCUCACCUGAGGGAGGGACACCUGCCCUUCCCCUGCAUCCUGCCUCAAGGACUACCUGCUGCUGCUCACCUGAGGGAGGGGCACCUGCCCUUCCCCUGCAUCCUGCCUCAAGGACUACCUGCUGCUGCUCACCUGAGGGAGGGACACCUGCCCUUCCCCUGCAUCCUGCCUCAAGGACUACCUGCUGCUGCUCACCUGAGGGAGGGGCACCUGCCCUUCCCCUGCAUCCUGCCUCAAGGACUACCUGCUGCUGCUCACCUGAGGGAGGGACACCUGCCCUUCCCCUGCAUCCUGCCUCAAGGACUACCUGCUGCUGCUCACCUGAGGGAGGGACACCUGCCCUUCCCCUGCAUCCUGCCUCAAGGACUACCUGCUGCUGCUCACCUGAGGGAGGGGCACCUGCCCUUCCCCUGCAUCGCCCCCCCCCCGCCCCGGGGAGAGGCUCCCCGCUUGCUUUGUGACUUCACAGGUUCCUCUCCGUGGUUUUUGUUCCCCUCGGCCACCUCGGACCCUGCUGGCCGCUCACGCUGCCUCCCUUUUGUCCCCUUGUCCCUUCCAUUUUGUCCCCUCCGUUUCUCCCCGUCCUCUCACACUCCCUCCAUCUCCUCCUCUCUGAUCCCUCUGCUUCUCUCCCUGUCCCCCCCUUUCACUCUCCUGCGAUGAACAAUAUCCCUCUGAUGGCAAAUUAUAUCCCAGCUGUUGGAUUAA